Messenger RNA from Cyprinodon tularosa, 1121 nucleotides. It is a transcript of the gene dctpp1, whose product is annotated as dCTP pyrophosphatase 1. Lineage: Eukaryota; Metazoa; Chordata; Actinopteri; Cyprinodontiformes; Cyprinodontidae. Bases 119 to 637 code for a protein of 172 amino acids. The record is from RefSeq and is a predicted model, not a curated record. The transcript has a single exon. Gene Ontology annotation, molecular function: nucleoside triphosphate diphosphatase activity. Gene Ontology annotation, biological process: nucleoside triphosphate catabolic process.
AGAAGAAUGCGUCACUUCCGUUCUACCAACUGGCGGGACUUCUUCACAUGGUAGAAAUCUACGAGCUGGUUGUUUUCCGACGUUAAAAGUUCAUUUUUGCACUACAAGCUGCCAAAACAUGAUGGCAACAAACGGAAAAGACUCCAGAGGACUGGAAGCCGACGUUUCUUUAAACGGGAGCUGCGCGGAACCAGCUACGGUGGAUGGAGCAGCCCAGGAGGCCCAGUCCGGCUUCAGAGGAGCGGAAGGACGCCCGCGGAGGUUCACCUUCAGCCCGGAGCCCAGCAUGGAGGACAUUCGGAGGAUGCAGGCCGAGUUCACGGACGAGCGGGACUGGAAUAAGUUCCACCAGCCCCGGAACCUGCUCCUCGCUAUGGUCGGGGAGGUGGGCGAGGUGGCCGAGCUCUUUCAGUGGAAGGGGGAGGUGGCGGAGGGGCUUCCAGACUGGACCGAGUCCGACAGGGAGCAGCUGGCACACGAACUGAGCGACGUGCUGAUCUACCUGGUGGAGCUGGCAGAGAAAUGCCGCGUCGAUCUUCCCCAAGCGGUGCUCCGCAAAAUGGCGCUGAAUCGACUAAAGUAUCCAGCGAGUAAGGUGCAUGGCUCGGCCAAGAAAUACACCGAGUACAAGGACUGAGGUCUGGAGAGUCUGCUCUGGAUCAGGGGGCUGGAUGAGACCCAUGCUGCUCAGCAUCUUAUGGUUCAAAUGACAUUAUUCUGAGUCAUCAUCUAGAAAACAAGGGAUGCCUCAUUUUCUCCUCUAUUAAAGGCAGCAUUACGUUUUAUUUCCUGACACAAACAUUGCUGCCUUAAUGUCUUUAAAUUGGAGUUUUGCCUUGUGUUUUGGUAAUCUUUUUUGUACUUUUUUUUUAAACAAUGUUGUACAAAUUCUUUGAGGAGGAUAUAUGGGGAAGAAGAUAUUUCUCCCCAUUCGAUUUAUACCUACAUUUUAAGUUAUUUAGUUUUGUUUCAGUAUAAAGGUAGCAGUUUGGAUAAAACCAUCAAAGGAAGUUGAAAUCCUGAUGUGACAAUCAUUUUUUCUAUUUUCCCAUUAGACAAAACAUGUUUAUUCAGUCUGUACUGUUAUUUCUUCUGACAGUAAAAGCUACUUGGAAAAUCUG